Nycticebus coucang (slow loris) is the source of this 1735-nucleotide messenger RNA. RefSeq names its product CD300 molecule like family member b (gene CD300LB). Gene Ontology annotation, molecular function: transmembrane signaling receptor activity. Gene Ontology annotation, cellular component: plasma membrane. Lineage: Eukaryota; Metazoa; Chordata; Mammalia; Primates; Lorisidae. The transcript is spliced from 4 exons. The record is from RefSeq and is a predicted model, not a curated record. Bases 99 to 671 code for a protein of 190 amino acids.
GGUGCACCGGGUCAGGCAGAGCUGCGAGAGUCCCUCUGGAAUCUGCCUUUGCCUCUGGCUGCAGGUGGGGGGGAGAGGAGCCGGGGGUGGGCAGGACCAUGUGGCUGCCCCUGGCUCUGCUCCUUCUGGGCCUCUCAGGUAGUCUCUCUAUCCAAGCCCCAGAGUUUGUGAGGGCCCCAGAACGGGGUGUGGUGGCAGUGCAGUGUCACUAUAACCAAGGAUGGGAGACCCACAAAAAGUGGUGGUGUCGUGGGGUGACAUGGCAUUCGUGCAAGGUCCUCCUUCAGACCAGAGGGUCAGAGCAAGAGGUGAAGAGGGACCGUGUGUCCAUCAGGGACAGUUGGACAGACCGCACCUUCACCGUGACCAUGACGGGGCUAAGGCAAGAUGACGCAGACACUUACUGGUGUGGGAUCAAGAAAAUUGGAACCGACCUUGGCACCCAAGUUAAAGUGAUUGUUGACCCUGUGGGAAUGGCUCCCUCCCCGGCAAGCUUCUCUUCCAAACCAUUUGUCAUGCCACCUGCCAACACGAAUACAGAGAUGUCCUCUGGCUCCUAUAAAAGGCACAGGAAAGAAACCCUUGAAGAGGGUCACAUCAUGCCAUAUGGAUUGAGGGUCCUCACACCAAAGGGAUUGUCACGUCUCAUGAGGAGAAACAUCCCUGUUUGAGAUCUUCUACCACCUCACACCCACCGCGCACACACACCUCUGGAAUGUCUCCCUGCGAACACCCCUGAGGACUUGUUCUCCGCUCUUUGUUCUAAUGGGUGGGCCCUGAUUCUCAUCAGGAUACAGAACAGGGGAUCCCCUGGUGCCCCACAUGGUACGUGGAGCCUCCCCUCAGCACUGGGACUCUGUAGUUCCCUCUUGAUGCCCUGCAGCCAAAGAGAGACUUCCUCCGACUUUGAACUUAGUUAAGUGCUCUGGCCAAUGGUGGCCCUGAAAAUUCCACAGUGCCCAGAGGAGGGGCAGAGUUCUGCUGGGAGUGAGGCCCAUAGUCCACCAGCUCCAUGGGCACUGCCCCGGUAAACCCUUCCCUGGAUCCAUCCUGAUUCAGGGGUGACACUGCAGCUCUGCGGGAGAGGGAUCAGGAGCCCAGCCCACUGGACUCAACGGGAUGAGGGGCCAUUGGCGAUUGUCAGCAUGUUUCCCGUAUUUCCCUGCUGUUUGUUAAUAUUAAUAUUCAUUGAGUCAUUGUAUUCAUUGGGCCAUAAUAUUCAUUGAGGCCCCUCUUGUCCAUCAUCCUGAAUAUCACCCCACACGCACAUCCUUCUAUCUUCUUAGAAGUGUUUCUGGAAAUACCCGUUGGGUUCCAGUGAAAGCUGACUAGCCAAUCUCAGAGUAUGUCCACUCCCUGCAGCAGAGGAGCAAGGCGAAAAAUCAGUAAGUUAGCCUGUAAAUAAGCCACAGGAGCUGGGAUUGCGUUUUCCAGCAAAUGUUUCCAUUAAGAGCUGGGAGCAGAGGCCUUGUGCCCUUAAAUAGCUGGGGGCAGUGAGGGUUCCUCACACGCUGCUUGUAGCCAGGAGUUAGUGGGAGUGCAGAAGGGCAGAGGACAGGUGUGGGCUGCUCUUUUAAGAGGAAAGCACAACUUCCCUCUUCUCCAUGGGAUCCUCCGCCUAGGCCUUUAUUUCUGAGCAACUGUCCAACCACAGAGGAAGUUCAGAGCCCAGGGCAGCUGAUGGAGGGCGGGAGGGAGAGGCGGCAGGAAGGAGGGCGGGAGGGAGAGGCGACAG